AUGCCCUUUAUUAUUAUUAAUUAUAUCACUCCAGUUUCUCUGGCCCUUAGUCUGGCCCUUAGUCUGGCCCUUAGUCUGGCCCUUAGUCUGGCCCUUAGUCUGGCCCUCAGUCUGGCCCUCAGUCUGGCCCUCAGUCUGGCCCUCAGUCUGGCCCUCAGUCUGGCCCUCAGUCUGGCCCUCAGUCUGGCCCUCAGUCUGGCCCUCAGUCUGGCCCUCAGUCUGGCCCUCAGUCUGGCCCUCAGUCUGGCCCUCAGUCUGGCCCUCAGUCUGGCCCUCAGUCUGGCCCUCAGUCUGGCCCUCAGUCUGGCCCUCAGCCUCGCCCUCAGCCUCGCCCUCAGCCUCGCCCUCAGCCUCGCCCUCAGCCUCGCCCUCAGCCUCGCCCUCAGCCUCGCCCUCAGCCUCGCCCUCAGCCUCGCCCUCAGCCUCGCCCUCAGCCUCGCCCUCAGCCUCGCCCUCAGCCUCGCCCUCAGUCUCGCCCUCAGUCUGGCCCUCAGUCUGGCCCUCAGUCUGGCCCUCAGUCUGGCCCUCAGUCUGGCCCUCAGCCUCGCCCUCAGCCUCGCCCUCAGCCUCGCCCUCAGCCUCGCCCUCAGUCUGGCCCUCAGUCUGGCCCUCAGUCUGGCCCUCAGCCUGGCCCUCAGCCUCGCCCUCAGCCUCGCCCUCAGCCUCGCCCUCAGCCUCGCCCUCAGCCUCGCCCUCAGCCUCGCCCUCAGCCUGGCCCUCAGUCUGGCCCUCAGUCUGGCCCUCAGUCUGGCCCUCAGUCUGGCCCUAAGCCUCAGCCUCAGCCUCAGCCUCGCCCUCAGCCUCGCCCUCAGCCUCGCCCUCAGCCUCGCCCUCAGUCUGGCCCUCAGUCUGGCCCUCAGCCUCGCCCUCAGCCUCGCCCUCAGCCUCGCCCUCAGCCUCGCCCUCAGCCUCGCCCUCAGCCUCGCCCUCAGCCUCGCCCUCAGUCUGGCCCUCAGUCUGGCCCUCAGUCUGGCCCUCAGUCUGGCCCUCAGCCUCAGCCUCAGCCUCAGCCUCAGCCUCAGCCUCAGCCUCAGUCUCAGUCUCAGUCUCGCCCUCAGCCUCAGUCUCGCCCUCAGCCUCAGUCUCGCCCUCAGCCUCGGCCUCAGCCUCAGUCUCGCCCUCAGCCUCGGCCUCAGCCUCAGUCUCGCCCUCAGCCUCAGUCUCGCCUCAGCCUCGGCCUCAGCCUCAGUCUCGCCCUCAGCCUCAGUCUCGCCCUCAGCCUCAGUCUCGCCCUCAGUCUCGCCCUCAGCCUCGCCCUCAGUACUUGUCCAAACUCUUGAUCGCAAAUCCAUGAGCUCUGGUCGAGUGUCGUAA
Messenger RNA from Knipowitschia caucasica, 1314 nucleotides. NCBI's taxonomy places the organism in Eukaryota, Metazoa, Chordata, Actinopteri, Gobiiformes, Gobiidae. The record is from the annotation of a GenBank genome assembly.